Messenger RNA from Eimeria acervulina, 5928 nucleotides. RefSeq lists its product as hypothetical. The record is from RefSeq and is a predicted model, not a curated record. The transcript has 16 exons. Bases 1 to 5928 code for a protein of 1975 amino acids. NCBI's taxonomy places the organism in Eukaryota, Apicomplexa, Conoidasida, Eucoccidiorida, Eimeriidae.
AUGGCGACACGGCGAAUUGCCCCAGCCCUUCAGGUGAGCUUACAGGGCCGUGGAUUGCAGCAACAGCAGCAGCAGCUGCUGCAGCAACACCCAGUGCUGCUGCUCCAGUUGCAACAGCAGCAGCAGGAGCUCUGGGAGUUGCAGCAGCAGCAGCAGCUGUUGUCGCCUCUGAAGGGAGUGGCGAAUUCUGCAGGGUCCUUUCGGCUGUCGAGACAGCAGCAGCAGCAACAGCAACAGCAGCAGCAACAGCAGCAGCAGCAGCAGCAACAGCUGUGGCAUCGCUGGCAAAGCCACAACCCGCAACAGCAGCAGCUCCACAGGCAGCAGCAGCAACAGCAGCAACAGCAGCAACAGCAGCAGCAACAUCAACAGCAGAGUGCCUUGUGGCAAGCACAGCAGGUGCAGCAACUGCCUGGCCUCCGCAGCAGCAGCAGCAGCAGCAGCAGCAGCAGCAGCAGGUUCUCACUUGCGCUAACGCGAGCGCUGCGUCGUUUAGAGGAGACUUCAAGCAGCAGCAGCAGCAGCAACGGGCGACCCUCAGGAGGCCGUGCUGCUGCAGCUGCUGCAGCAACGGCAGCAGCAGCAGCAGCAGCAACAGCGCUGCAGCAAUUUAACCGUGUCUUUGCUGGAGCAGCAACGAAGCCCUCAGCAGCAGAUUGGCUGCUUGUGCAUAGGGUCCUGCUGCCAGUCUUGCCCGAUAGGGUUUGCAGCUUGAAAGGGUUUUCCUUCUUCCUCAGCUGUCUGAUUGUGCAUCGCCCUCCAGCAGCACUGGCAGAUCUUUCUGCUGCUGCUGCUGCUGCUGCUGCUGCUGCUCGUGGUCCCGCUUCUGCUGCGGCGACUGCAGCAACACCUGCAGCAGCAGCAGCAGCAGCAGCAGCCUUCCCGAGGCCUUCAGAUGUCUGGGCUCCUUUACCCCUGCAGCACAAGCUCGCCAUCAUUGACUGGCUGUUGCAGCUGAAGCUGCCGGUGUCUGCUGCGGCACUUUUGUUUGACUUGGCUUACAACGAGGCUUUUGCUGCAGCAGCAAUUCCUCAUUUUGCUGCUGCUGUGAAGGGUGCAGCAGCAAUCUUCUGCAGCAACACCGCUGCUGCUCCGGCUGCUGCUGGUCCUGCUAUUGCUGCUGCUGCUGCAGCAAAUCGAGCUGGGCAGCUGCACGCUGCGGCGCCUGGAGCUGCAGCUGCAGCAGCAGCAGCAGCAGCAGCAGAUGCAGCAACAGGCAGCAAGGCAGAAGGGCUGCUGUUCCUGCUGCAGCUGCAGCAGCAGCAACAGCAGCAACAACGACGCUCACAGCUACCGCCAACAGCAGCAGCACCAGGAGCAGCAGCAGCAGCAGAUCCCUUCCUGUCUCUGCUGCAGCAGCGACAUCCGGAGACCGCAGCUGUCAGCAGCAGCAGCAGCAGCAGCAGCAGCAGCAGCAGCAGCAGAGUGCAGCCGAGCUGUUACCUCGCACCCCACAUUGACGAACAGCAGCUGCUGCUGCUGCUGCAAAUGGUUGGCCUUGAUGCUGGCUGGGCUGCUGAUGCUGCUGUGCCAGAAGCAGCAGCAGAUGCAGCAGCAGCAACAGACAAUCCUGCAGCAGCAGCAGCAGCAGCAGCAACUGCUGCAAAGCCACGACCCACAGCAGCAGCGCCAGCAGGGAAGCCUGCGAAGGGCGCUGAGUUGCUGCAGUUGCUGCAGCAGCUAUCAGCUGUGCCUAUCCGUUCUGCUGCUGCUCCUGCUGCUGCUGUUCCUGCUGCUGCUGCUGCUGCUUCUGCUGCAGCAGCUACGGGGCAGAUGCCGCUGUCGCUUGAAGGCAGUUUGCUGUUGCUGGAGUGUAUAUACACAAGAGCAGCAGAAAGGCUUGCUGCUGCUGGUGCCACAGAGGUGCUGCAAGCAGCAGCACAAGGAGUAGAUAUGCAUCUUGCGGCACUGAUAUCUUGCCUUCCGUCUCCCCUUUCUACCCUCAGCAGCAGCAGCAGCAGCAGCAACAGCACAGCAGCAGCAGCAGCAGCAGCUUGUCAGCGUACUCCUGUCUUCGAAGUGCUGCUGCCGCUGCUGUCAGGGUCUGUAGAGGAAGCAGGGCAGCAGCAGCAGCGGCUGCUGCGCUCAUCUCUGCUGCUCCUUGCUGCAGCACGAGCGCAUUUGCUGCAUCCGUUUGCUGCUGAGGUCGCGCGAAUGACAGCUGCAGCGCCAUCUUCAAAAGCAGCAGCAGCAGCAGCAGGGCCUGACCGUGCUGCUGCUGCUGCUGCUGCUGCUGCUUCAAGGCAGGCGGCAUGGCCGUUAAUGUGCAGCAGCAGCCUUGCAGCAGGAGGGAGAGGUGCAGCAGACGCCGCAGCAGCAGAAGCAGCAGCAGCAGCAGCAGCAGAAGCAGCAGGAGGACACAACCUGACUUCUCUAUACUUUCGGUCUCGUUCGUCUCUCUUAUUCUUUGCGCGAGUUAAUGUUGCUGCUGUUGCUUGCCGCCAUUUGCUGCGCUGUUUGGUAGACCAGCAGCAGCAGCUGCAGCAGCUGCAGCAGCAGCAGCAACAGCAGCAGCAACAGCAGCAACUGGCGUUUCAGGCUGAGACCAGACGCAUUCUCUUCCCUCUGCUUCAGCUCAUCCAUGCGCUAGACGCCCCUGCUUCCGUGCGGCAGCAGCUGAUAGGCAUUGCGCUCUCUAAGCGUAGCUGCUGCAUACACUUGUGGCGGCUGCAGCAGCUGCUUCUGCAACUUGCGGAGCAGCAGCAGCUGCUGCUGCAGCACCGCGAUCAACACGAGCUUCUGCACCUACUUCGGCAGCAGCAGCAGCAGCAGCAACAGCAGCAGAAGCAACCUUUGCUUCUGGGGGAGACUCCCCUCUCUGCUGCCGCAUUUGCUGCAGAUUUCGCAGCAACAAAACAGGCAAUAGAAGAGUCGCGAAUGUUGUUUAUGAGGUGUCUGGACAGCCUCUGCAUGCGCGCAUGCAGCGAAGUCUCCAGUAGCCCUGAGCAGCAGCAGCAGCAGCAGCAGCAGCAGCAGAAGCUACUGCUGCUGCCGCAACCUCUACGUCAACUACCCAACCAGCAGCAGCAACAGCAGCAGCAGCAGGUAUGCGCAGAGCAGCAGCAAUAUGCGCUGCUGCCUGCAAUCCUCGCCUCUCCUCUUGCUGCUCCUGCUGCUACGCAAUCGCAGCCGCUGCAGCGGCUGGUGCAGGUGCUGCAGCAGCACGCGUGCACCAUCAUGCGUGAAGCAGCAGCAGCAGCAGCAGGAGCAGCAACAGCAGCGACACCCGAGGAUGCUGUUUCGGCUGCUCCUGCGGCUGCUGCUGCUGCUGCUGAGCCUGAAGAGGGUUCUAGCGAGUCGAGCGGCUCACUGCCCCACGACAGCAGCAGCUGCAGCAGCAACAACACAAGCAGCAGCAGCAGCAGCUCAAGAAGGGCGCAGCAGCUACCGCUGCUGCUGCAGGUGCUCUUCAGCUGCUGGAGGCAAAGCACUGCAGCAGCAGCAGCAGCAGCAGCAACAGGAGAAACCCGUUUGCUGCUGCAGUAUGAGCCUCCACCUGAGCAGCAGCAGCAGCAGCAGGUGCUGCAGAAAAAGCAGCAGCAGCAACAGCAGCAGAAGCAGCAGAGGCGGCAGCACCUCUCAGAUUUCUCUCCGCUGGUUGCUGAGCUGUACAGACACCUCGGCCCUGCUGCUGUUGCUGAAGAUGCAGGAGGAAUAGCUCCUACUGCUGCUGCUCCUGAAGAUGUAGCAGCAGCAGCGCCUGCUGCUCCUGCUGCCUGGCUGCAGUCGCUGCUGCUGCAGAUGCCCCUCGAUGCGAUCGCUACUGGGAUGGCUGCAGUGGACGAGGAGUUGCAUUUGGCUGCUCACGACGCAGCAAUAGUGGGCUUGCAGCAACAGCAGCAGCAACAGCAGCAGCAGCAGCAGCAACAGCAGCAGCAGCAGCAGCAACAGCAGCAGCUGCUGCUGCGCAACAGUUGUGGGGACUUGGAAGACUAUCAACGAAUGCUAGCUGAGGUGUACAGACACCUCAGCCGCCUCCUGGAGCUGAGGCUGCAGCAAGCAGCAGCAGCAGAGCUGCAGCUGCUAGCAGCAAGGUUGCCUUACUUGUCUCGCCUGCCGCAGCAUCUCCCGCUCCAGCAGCAGCAGCAGCAGCAGCAGCAACAGCAACAGCAGCAGCAGCUGCAGCAGCAGCUUCUGCUGCAGCAGGAGUCGCAGCAGCGGCAUCAUUUUUUCUUUUCUGCGAUUAUUGACGAAAUCACCGCGCGGAUGACCCAAAUUAAACCCGCAGCAGCAGCAACAGCAGCAGCAGCAACAGCAGCAACAGCAGCAGCAACAGAAGGGACAGCAGCAACACCAACAGCACCAGCGACGACACCAGAAAGUGCAGCAGCAGCAGCAACGGAAGCUGCAGAUACCACGGAGCAGACGACUGAAUCACCAGCAGCAGCAGCAGCAGCAGCAGCAGCAAGUGCAGCAGGAGACGCUGCAGCAGACGAAGGAGCAUCGCUAGUGCUGCUGCUGCUGCAGCUCCUGUCAGCAGCACCUGCUGCUGUUUGGGUGUCUCUCAGACGGGGGUGGGGACCUUCAGGGGAAGCAGCAUUCUGCUGUAAGUUUAGUUUGCUGCUGCAGCUGCUGCAGCAGAUGCCUUUUGCUGCUUUCGUUAGCUGUCUUGCUGCGCUUGCUCGCCUCGAUCUGCUGCAGCCGCUGCAGCCUGCUGCUGCUGCUGCUGCUGCUGCUGCAGCGCUCGCUGAGGACCCAUCAGCGGAGCAGCAGCAGCAACUCCAGCAGCAGCUGCUGCAACAGCAGCAGCACGUAGCGUCUUUGCUGCCAGGUUGCGCCCAGCCGCAUACAGCAAACGAAGCCGCAGGAAGCAGCAGCAAAGCAGCAGCAGCAGCAGAAACUGCUGGUGCUGCAGCUGCUGUUCACCAGGUCAUAAGACGCGCGGUGUACAUACAACUGCAGCGCGAAGCUGCUGCAGCAGACCCCAUACAGGUUGGUUCAUUGCUGUGGAGUCUGGUGGCGCUGCGGUGUACUGACAUCACCUUACUCAGCCCUCUAUUUGAACGACUGGAGAGCUGGGCGCGCAUUUCGCUGCCAUCUGCGACUGGCGCAUUGAAGGGGGUUUACAAUACUCUAGCAAGGAGCUUCCCUGCUGCUGCUGCUGCUCUGCAGCGCCUUGUGGAGGAGCAGCAGCACGCCAGGAACAGCAGCUGCAGCAGCAGCAACAGCAGCAGCAGCAGCAGCAACAGCAGCAACAGCAGCAGCAGCGGCAAAGCCAUGCAGACAGUCGCAUGGGCAGCUGCCCAGGCGCCCCUGCUGCAGCUGCUGCAGCAAGCUGCUGCUGUUGCUGCUGCUGCUUCUGCUGCACCUGGCUUCUUGCAAGGGAUGCAGCCAUUUGGGGAUGUCGGCGCUGCUGUCUUGUUGCCCUCAAGAGGCCUAGUCGUUGCUCUGGCAGCUCCAGGAGUAGGAGCAGCAGCAGCAGAAGCAGCAGCAGCAGAAGAAGCAGCAGCAGCAACGCAUGCAGCGGCAGCACAUUUGCUUGCAGAUUUAGUUGCCGCUCCACCCUUAGCUCCUCUUGUAUUUGAAUCGCAGCAGCAGCAGCAGCAGCAGCACGGGAAGCAGCAGCAGCAGCAGCAGCACGGGAAGCAGCAGCAGCAGCAAUUGAUGAUGGCUGCAUGUGGAGGGCAGCAGCAACAACUGCCUUCUCUUGCUGCUGAUUUGCGGUGUACAUACACCUUAAAUAGGCUUGCAGAAACAGCAAAAACGAAUAACUUCAGACGAGCAGUAUAUGCAGCAUUUCCUUCUGCAGCAGCAGCAGCAGCAGCUGCUGCUGCUGCUGCAGUUGGUGGAGCAGCAGCAGCAGAAGCUGCUGCAGUUGCUGCAGUUGGUGGAGCAGCAGCAGCAGAAGCUGCUGCAGUUGCUGCUGCUGCUGCUGCGGCUGCCAAUAGGCAGAAGCCGUUUUAUGAGAAGCUGAUUAUAACAGCUUAA